Molecule: messenger RNA, 1689 nt
Organism: Plasmodium coatneyi
Lineage: Eukaryota; Apicomplexa; Aconoidasida; Haemosporida; Plasmodiidae
Product: SICA antigen
Exons: 4
Coding region: 1-1689 (562 amino acids)
Source: RefSeq, a predicted model, not a curated record
AUGGAGGAUGACGUGAAUAGACUGUUAGGCGAACUGAAAGGUUAUAUGAACAUGGAUGAAAAACCGGGAUUGAUACAUCAUAUAUGUGGUGGAAUUACGAGGAAUGGUAGACACGAAAAAAACCAAAUGACCAGAAUAUGCAAAAGGUUAGUAAGAGUAGUCUACUGGAUGGAAAAUUGGGACAUAAAUGGAAAAAAGUGGAAAGACGAAAAAGAGAAAAAGGAAGAUGAAUGGAAACAGUACCUAAAGUGUAUAAUAGGGAAUAGAGUUAUAUUAAGAAUUUUAGGGAAUAAAUGUGGAGCUGAGAAAAUUAUGGAGGUCGUGGCAGGUACGAUGGGAGGAAAAGGGAACCGUUUUCCAAGGGGGAAGGAAAGUAAGAUGGAUUGUAACUGGGUUGGAGAGGCACAUAUGGGGGAUCAGGAAGAGUUAAUUGGGGAAACGAUAGACAAAUGGUUGCAGGAGGAAAGGAAACCCAAAGAUGGUAUUACAGAGUUAGAGCAGGUAAUGCAAUGGAUGGAGUGUAAAGGAGAUGAGAAAGAUCAGGAAGAGGCGAAGCAAAAAGGAACUUGCUCUAAUGGAAGAAUUGUAGACUUAUUAGAAGCAGGAAGAUCAAAGCAAUUACGAGAACUAGUUAAUAAGGACCAGCCUGCUACGAAGCCUGCAGACGCACCACCAGCAUCACCAGGUACAUCCUUAAGAUCUGAUGAGGACAGUACCUCUGACCCAGUAAAAAAACCAGAGUCAGAGGACACUGUUCAAACACAGGAAGGUAAGGGUACAAAAUCUUCCGAAACCACUUCUAAGGAUGGGGACUGUCAAAGUGAACAGGGAUCUGAUAAUGUUGAAAAUAUUGUUAAGUGUCUAGAAGGAUCGGAUGCUGCGACUAUUCCGAAACAUAAGGAUAUUAACGAUCCCCAUGAAGCCACUGCAGCCACUGGUCCCGUUGGCCAAACAGGUCCUAAUAUUAAAGCUACAGAGGAAGGAAGUGUCUCAGGUCAUGGUCACCAACAACCCGGUCUCCCUGGCCCUGGUGCUCCAGGGGAGGAAGAUCCAACUGCAACUAAGGGGGGUACACAGGGUGUAUCUGGUCCUGGUAGUACUGGAACGUGGAACCCAGGUUCUUCUGGUACCCGUUCUACAGGAACCUGGAACCCAGGUUCUUCCGAUCUAGGUAGUACAGGACACCAGUCUCCUGGUUCUUCUGGACCAAGUUCCACUGGUAAUCAAAACACGGGUACUCCAAGACCAAGUGCUGGUGAAGGAUAUUUUUUCCUCGGUAAAAAAAGACGACGUUACAAAAGAGCACAUCAAAUCCGUGGUCAUCCAACUUUGGAAGAACAACUCCAUCAUGUGGACGACCAGGCAGAUGGUCCACAUGAAUAUACCUUAGUAAAGGAACGAAAACAAGCCAGAUCUGCUCCAACAGGAAGAAUGAAGGGCCCAAUAAAACGGGGUGUUAGUCUUCGCCGUGCUGGUCGUCGUGGUGUUGGUCACCGCACCAUUAUUGAUAUUCAUUUAGAAGUCUUAGACGAAUGUCAAAAAGUGGACCUGCAUUCGACGAAGGAGGACUUUUUUGAAGUUUUGGUUCAAGAAUUCAUGGGAAGCAAGUUUAUAGAACAGGAAGACGUUCCUAAGGAACAGGUUCCAUGUUCAGAUUCCGAAUUUAGGGAAGGAAGACAUUGUUCCUAA